AUGGCGAUCGGUUGUCCGAUCUGUAAGAGUUCCUACCGCACCCUGAGCAAGCACCUGCAGAGGAAACAUAGUGUGCGUAAUGUAGUUGAAAGAAAAAUUCUGCUGUUGUUGGCCAAAGGACGGACAAACAUUAGGCUCCAUCCCUGCACCAUUGCAGGAUGCGAGUACAUCGGGACAAGGCUGAACCGCCACUUAGGAUGGGGAGGAACAAGAGCGGGUGUUUCUAAGGAAACGACCCCGAACAGAAUCAACACCAAAGAGGCAGUCCAAGUCCAAAGGUCCCUCCUGCAGCAAGUCCCCCAUUCCCUCCUGCAGCAAGUCCCCCAUUCCCUCCUGCAGCAAUACCCCAUUGCCUCUCACACACCUGUAUCCAGCUCCUCAGAACCUGCAUCCAUAGAUACCGAGGCCUCGUCAACCUCCCCUCCCAUACAUUCCCCCUGGUUCAGCGGCAGGGGCCGGGGGAAUAUAAUGCGGGACAUAACAUUCCCACGCAUCAUGGAGGAGUAUCUGCAAGGCUACCGGGAGCAUUAUGAGGGCAUCGACCCUACAGUGAGGCUCCAAGAAAAUGCAGUCUCCAAAAUAAGCAGAGUGAAAUCGUUCCUAAGCUUCAUGGCACACGGUUUCAAUCUCCUGUCUGACUGGCUCUUUCUGAGGGAUUUGAAGAGGAUACGUGGCUGGUCCCGGAGUCUGAUAAAGUCCAGCCUACAGGUCACGACCGCGGACUUCUACAUAAAAAAUAUAUCACACUUUCUGAAAUACAUGUCAGCCACACCAUGCAAGGGGAGCAGGCUCAACCAAAACGACAUGACUGUAAUCAAACGGGAACUUGUUGCCAUCCUGAAGUCCCUGAGGAAGAAGAUGAUUAUCCACCAGAUGCAGGUGAAGCGGGACAAGAUGGAAGGUCUGCCGAGCUAUAAAGACAUCAUGGCAUGUUUGACUGCGGCCAAAAGUCGCAUCCCUCAGCUCCUGGACGUGAUGGCCAGCAAUCCGACAACCGCAACCCGGCUCUUGCUCUAUGGGUACAUGACCCUCCAUUGGAGCUGCAUUUAUGGCCACCGUCCGGGGGUCUACUCCAACAUGACCAACACCGAGGUCCGAAAGGCGGAGACAACUGGCACUGCCUUUGGCUACCUCAUCCACACGGCCAACGCGUUCGGUGAAGCACAGCUGUACCUCACCAUAGAAGAAUUCGGAUGGAUGAAGAGGUGGCUGGAAAUCAAGGGGACGCUGACCUGCACCCAGAACCGCUACUUCCUAUACACAGCGGGGAAGAACCCGUCGAGGAACCUUGCCUACUUCCUGAGGUUGGCAUGGGCUGAUGUGGGACUACAAGGUCCCAUUAACUUCACCAACCUCCGCACAGUCCACGCAGAUAAUGCGAAGAGGUUUCAGGACAUAAGCAACCGCCAAAGAGUGAGUGAUUUCAUGUGUCACAACACUGCAACUGCAGACACAUUUUAUGCCAAGAAUCCUUCUUUGAAGGAUGCUGCGGACAUACGGCUGCUCUUCACAGAGUCACUGCCAGCGGCAGCAGCAGCAGCAGGGGGGAGUGAAGAAAAUGUGGGGGACAUUGACAGUGACAGCUCUGGAGAGGAGCAUAGCCCCACUCCCUCCCAAGACUUCCCCGAUGCCGAGACGUCAGGCGAAUAA
Messenger RNA from Gymnodraco acuticeps, 1650 nucleotides. RefSeq lists its product as uncharacterized. NCBI's taxonomy places the organism in Eukaryota, Metazoa, Chordata, Actinopteri, Perciformes, Bathydraconidae. The coding region runs from base 1 to 1650 and encodes 549 amino acids. The record is from RefSeq and is a predicted model, not a curated record. The transcript is spliced from 5 exons.